CCGCGCGCGGCACGGCGGCGGAACGGCGCGGCCGCGGCCGGUGUUGCGGGCGGAGCGCGGGGAGGUGGCACCGCGGCUGCGAGAGCAUGGCCGCGCCCUGGGCCGCCCGCGGGCUGCGGGCCGCCAGACGGUACAUCUCCACACCAGCCUGCUCUCAGCUGACACCUGAUGAGGUGGUUCGGAUGCGUAAUGAGCUCUUCACCAAAGAGAAGGAGAGACAAUUGUCUCUUCACCCACGGAUUGAGAAAAUUGAAGUGAAAUACACCGGGAAGCAGCACCCUGGCAGUGUGUUUGUCAUGAACAAGGCUCUGUCUACGCCGUAUAACUGUGCCAUGCAUUUAAGUGAAUGGCAUUGCAAGAACUCUGUUCUGGCUUUUGUGGAUGGUGAAAUCUGGGACAUGUACAGACCCCUGACCAAAUCAUGUGAAAUUCAGUUCCUUACCUUCAAAGAUGAAGAUCCAGAGGAAGUAAACAAGGCGUACUGGCGUUCCUGUGCCAUGAUCAUGGCGUGUGUGCUAAAGCGAGCGUUCAAGGAUGAGUACUCUGUCAACCUCGUUAAAGCUCCAGAAGUGCCAGUGAUCUCUGGAGCUUUCUGUUACGAUGUGGUUUUGGACAGUAAACUGAAUGACUGGAAACCAACAAACGACAACUUCCGUUCUCUUACAAGGGAUGCCAAAAAGCUGAUCCAUCAAGACCUGCCCUUUGAAACACUGCAUGUUGAAGCAAAAGUAGCACGUGAAAUGUUUCAGCAUAAUAAAUACAAAAUGGAGAUGAUAGAAAGAAGAGCUGCUCAGAAUAUGGAAGGAAUUGUACCAUUACAUAGGUUUGGUGACUUCGUAGAUGUUAGUGAAGGUCCUCAUAUUCCAAGGACAAGUUUCUGUUUCCAGUAUGAGAUAACAGCAGCCCAUAAUCUUCAGACUGACCAGUCUGAAUUGAUAAGGAGAUUCCAGGGUGUGUCCUUGCCAGUCCAUUUGAGGGCUCACCACACCGUGUGGCACAAACUGGUGGAAAGAUCGAAGAGGCUGGUAACUGAAGAAGAUUAUUUGGAAACAGCAGAACAAUGUCUUGAGGCAAAAGAUGGAACUGAAGAAGCAAAACCUGUAUCAGUUUAAAUUAAGUUGAACCUCUAAAUGUACAUAAUAAAAUGUGUCUUUUUACAU
Molecule: messenger RNA, 1160 nt
Organism: Passer montanus (Eurasian tree sparrow)
Lineage: Eukaryota; Metazoa; Chordata; Aves; Passeriformes; Passeridae
Gene: MRPL39
Product: mitochondrial ribosomal protein L39
Exons: 10
Coding region: 87-1112 (341 amino acids)
Cellular component (GO): mitochondrion
Molecular function (GO): RNA binding; nucleotide binding
Source: RefSeq, a predicted model, not a curated record